GGCGUAAACCAGUUUUGACAGUCCCUUUGGAGAAUCGGGGAUGGAAGGAGCGGCCGCAGCAAUGGACGACUUCGAGGUCCCGCCAGAGUACCGGCAUCUAAUGCCUCUUUCCCUUUGGGAAAUUCGCACACUGCGGCGGUGUGCGGCACAAAAAACACGGCCGUACGGCGAUACCCCUGUGAUGCCGGCACAGGUUCAGUUUGCCGGCGUCCGCGACAGCGACCGCGCGGCCGCCGCUACGAAGCGAAAACGCCGAGACAGCGCGGCCGAGUGGUGCACAUGCGGUUCGUGCCGCUCAAUGGACACGGGACGCGAAGACGUCUGCUGUCGGGACGUGCCGGCAGCAAUGCAAAAAAUGCCCGUGGGGUGCGUCGCAACAGCCGCAGAAUUUCAGGCGUCGUGCCUCACAGAAAUUGUGGUGCAAUUAGCACUGCAGAUGCUUGAAAACCAGGGAGUUUUCAGGAACACCCCACUGCAUGAGAGAUACCGCCAUGUUGCCUACAAACAAUGUGCAUCGUGGCUUUGGGGGCGCCUCGAAGAGGGAGAUAGGCGUGUGCUGCCAUCCUGCGUAGUGUGGGCCAUCCGGGACAAGUUUCCGUCUACGUUUUAUACAGGGUUCAAACCUGCACAAUAGUAGUAGGAUGUAUAUAUAAAUACGAUACUCUAACCUAUUCAGUACAA
Messenger RNA from Ornithodoros turicata, 681 nucleotides. RefSeq names its product P2X purinoceptor 7-like. Lineage: Eukaryota; Metazoa; Arthropoda; Arachnida; Ixodida; Argasidae. The coding region runs from base 41 to 634 and encodes 197 amino acids. The transcript is spliced from 3 exons. The record is from RefSeq and is a predicted model, not a curated record.